This is a messenger RNA of Stegostoma tigrinum, 3314 nucleotides long. It is a transcript of the gene mrps34, whose product is annotated as mitochondrial ribosomal protein S34. Lineage: Eukaryota; Metazoa; Chordata; Chondrichthyes; Orectolobiformes; Stegostomatidae. Bases 53 to 706 code for a protein of 217 amino acids. The record is from RefSeq and is a predicted model, not a curated record. The transcript has 3 exons. Gene Ontology annotation, biological process: mitochondrial translation. Gene Ontology annotation, cellular component: mitochondrial small ribosomal subunit; mitochondrion. Gene Ontology annotation, molecular function: structural constituent of ribosome.
CCGGUCGGGGACUGCUGAGGUGGUCGUGCACUUCCGGUGGGUCCCGGGGAUCAUGGCCCGCAAGAAGAGGGUGCGCGCCAUCGCCGAGAUGGCCCGUAAAGUGCGGGAGUACUGGGCCCGCAAGAAUCGGCCCCGGGACAGCGAGCGCUUUGCGCUGGACUACCAGACCAUGACACGGCCGUACAGCGGGAAGAAGCUGCCGCUCCUGGCCCACCGCGACAUCCGCAACGAGAGCCGCCUCUUCCAGUUCCUCAACCGCCUGCCCCUCUUCGGCAUCGGCCGCCUCGUCACCAGGAAGUCCUGGCUCCUGGCCUACGACCAGCCCUGCUACUGGACCGUCAGCAAGGUCAAGGUGGAUUACACGGCCCAGGAUAUGGACCAUGGAAAAGCAUGGGGAGUGCUAACAUUCAAAGGUAAAACUGAUGAUACAAUAAAAGAAAUUGAUAAAGUCAUGUACCAUGAUUGGCGCCUGGUUCCAAAACACGAAGAAGCAGCUUUCAAGAGCUUCACGCCUGUUCCUGAGACAAAUAUUCGCUACGUCCCUUACCCUCCUUUGCUUCGUGCCAUGAUACUGGCACAGAGAGAGAAAGCUGGCAAAUCUAUAGGAGAAGAGCCUGUGGUUGAUCUGGAAAGAAAUCGCCACUUUCCAAAGGACUACUUUAAAAACCAGGAUUUGAAGAAAGAAGCAGCAGGAACGCCAAUAUAAAAAAACCUGGAUUACUCAUAGCUUUUGAUAGACUGAAUGCAGUUGAUGCCAGCAAUUUGAUGACUUGGUUAUGUAUAAUAAAAUCAAUUAUUUUGUACUAAGCUUUAAAUUCUCAGUUGAAUACUUGGAUGUUGACAGGCAGGAAAAGAACUAGCCGGUUCAGCACAAAUGCCCCCAUACUGUUGGCUGGAGCACAAACAGAGCUUGCCCCGUCCCCUUUUCCACUACUCCGUUGCCAAGUAACAUCCCUGGAGAAGCAUAGAAACAGAAUUCAAAAACCCAGGGCUAAUAGGUUAUACUUCUUAGCAUUGUCCUCCCUUUCCUUGCUUAUUUCGAAUUUGUCUUGUCAUCCUGAAGCCUGUAAUUAUUCUCACUGUGAUCAUCUACUCCUCUGAGUACCACCUCGUCUGUAAACUUUAUAAAUGUGCUCUUAUCCAGUCUAAUCUUUAAUCCAAGUUGCAGAGUAAUGCCUAUGAAAUGAAUCUUUAAGCAACCCCAGUGCAAAUCCCAAUUCGGCAAUAUAUGAAGUAUUGUGCCCAGUUCUGGUCACCUCAUUACAAGAAAGAUGUGGAAGCGUUGGAAAAGGUGCAGAGAAGAUUUACCAGGAUGUUGCCUGGAACGGAGGGAAGGUCUUAAGAGGAAAGGUUGAGAGAGCUAGGGCUUUUUUCUUUAGAACAACUAGGGAUAAGAGGUGACUUGAUAGAAGUGUACAAAAUGAUCAGAGUGGAUAGCCAGAGACUUUUUCCCAGGGCGGAGGUGGCUUUUACGCGAGGACAUAGUUUUAAAGUGAGUGGAGGUAGAUUUAGGGGAGACAUCAGAGGUAGGAUCUUUACUCAGAGAGUGGUAGGGAUGUGGAAUGCAUCAUUGGAGAGGGUAGUGGAGUCGGCCUCAUUAGGGGCAUUUAAGCGGCUAUUAGAUAGGCAUAUGGAUGAUAGUAUAAGGUAAGGCUGGAGGUUAGAUAGACCUUAGGAUUAGGGUAAAAGUUUGGUACAACAUUGCAGGCCAAAGGGCCUGUCCUGUGCUGUACAGUUCUAUGUUCUGAACCACCAGCUAUUCUGAAAACAUCAAUUUGCUCUUUAUGUUGAGUGUUUUUGAAAAAGACCAAAAGCUUCAGCAGCAAAUCUCUCUUCUCAGCACUAUCUAAGGUCUAGACCAUUUGUACUUCAUGACUGAGCCAACUUUGUAUCCAUACUUCUACUUUCUGUCAAUUUCUGUGUUUCCAUUCUCUUAACAAGUGUCCUGGGGCGUGUUGUUAGAUGCAUUCUGAAAGUCCUUAAAUACAAAUUCACGAUACUCCUUUGAUCAAUGUUCUUUAUUACCUCAUAAAAGAACUCAUUCAUGUAAUUCAGACAGGAUUUGCCUUUAACAAAGUGAUUCUGGCUCUUUCGAACUAGAAAGCAUGGGGCUAACUGGUCCUUUUUCAUUUAAGUCGGUUUGGAAGAAUGAAAUAGAACUCUGUAUUUGCUGCCGGUCUCAAUCCCUGACGGAUCAGCACAACUCUUACCUUCUCCCUGCUGAUUUCUGCUGUCGUUACAUUGGCAUCUCUGGAGGAAAGUUGUCUCAAGUCAAUCUUGGUACCAUCUUCACCCCGGUAUUUUGAGAGAACUGAUAACUGAUGGUAACAAAGUGUGGAGCUGGAUGAACACAGCAGGCCAAGCAGCAUCAGGAGCACAAAAGCUGACGUUUCGGGCCUAGACCCUUCAUCAGAAAGUGCUGUGUUCAUCCAGCCCUGCACUUUGUUACCUCGGAUUCACCAGCAUCUGCUGUUCCCAUUAUUUCUGAUAACUGAUGGUGUAUGUUUGAAAUAGCAUUUGACCCAGCACUUGGAUGUUUCACAUCAUGCUUGUGGUUACUUUGUACUCUGUGAUUAUCCUGUGCUGCACCAACUGAUUAAUUGCAUCCAUUUGUGGGGUUGUCCUAGAUGAAAUGAGUGAAAAAUCAGUUCAGCAAUAUUGAUUUGUUUCAUUUUUAUGUGUAUUAUAUGCAACUUUAGAUUGAGGCACAGCUGGCACUAGAUGGGGCUGUAGCACUAUUCUGAAUUCCUAACAGAUGGCCACUUGGUUCAAUAGGUGUCACAUCUUGAAGUGGAACUGUAAAUUUGUCAAUUAUUGUUAUGCAUUUAUAGCUGCAUGUAUGAUCCUGAAACUGGCACAGCUCCCUCCAAAAUAAUAUUGAAAGUCAAGAGCCUCUUCCAUCACAAAAUCAGCUAUUGAGUGGAGUCAGUCAAAAACUUGCAGCAAAAUUGAUAAGCCAUUGGUAUGUGUGGUUUCUUUCUUCUGAAUAUACCUGAUGACUUGGGGACAGUUUUUGAGAAAAGGUGCAAUCACAAUUUUAGCAGGUAAUGCUUCUCUUCCUUUGCCAAAAGUAAUUAUAGUCUAGAAUAGUACAGUACAUGAACAGGCCCUUCAUCCCACCCAGCCUGCACAUGAUGCCUUUCUAAACUUAAAAACCUUUUUUGCCUCUACAUGGUCCAUAUCCGUCUAUUCACUAUCUAUGCAUCUACCAAGCUGCCUCUUAAAUAUAGCUAUUGUAUUCACCUCCAUUACUACUUCUGGCAGCACAUUAAGGACAUUUAACACUGUGUUUAAUAAAAAACUUUUGCCUCUCA